Messenger RNA from Podospora pseudocomata, 2301 nucleotides. RefSeq lists its product as uncharacterized. Lineage: Eukaryota; Fungi; Ascomycota; Sordariomycetes; Sordariales; Podosporaceae. The transcript is spliced from 2 exons. The record is from RefSeq and is a predicted model, not a curated record. Gene Ontology annotation, molecular function: protein dimerization activity. The coding region runs from base 837 to 1841 and encodes 334 amino acids.
CAUUGGACGGGGAACCUUCUCGCGUUGCACCGGAUGCCUUUUCCCAACGGGCGCCUUGGAAUGACCGGUCGACGCUACAGGCAAUUCCCGUUGAUGGAACAGCUGGGAAGAGCCUUCAGCGGGUAAAAAAGGGUGGGGUGUCGUGAAUUAUCGGGAUCAACUGUCAAAUGCCACCACGCCUCUAGAGCUGCCAUGGAAUUCUGGAUUCCUGGAUGGUAGAGUCUGGACGUGAAAAAGGCAUUCAUCGAAUUGUGGCUUUGUUCAAGCUGCGGGAGCCAUGGGUCUUGAAGGGGUGUUGCCGAGAAGAGCGCCAAGGCCACCCACCGGUGAGCUCCGCACCAAUCAUACGGCAGCUGGCAGUGUGGUGCCGAGACAUUGCACGUAUUGCGGCUGCGGGUUUCUCCUUUGGCAGCUGCCACCUCAGUGGCUCAGAGUCUGGACCACUUGGGGAAUCUGCCCACUUUGCUCUCGUACGACCGUCAACCUGGAAAUGGUCAGUUUGGCCCCAAGGGUCCGAUUUGUGCCACCAUCCACUACCGUGGACGGCCAUGUUCCCCAGUGUCGCCCAUGGCCGCCCAUGGCCGCCCAGCAAUGCGCGCCCGAAGAGUGCCGAGCGCGCGGCGAGCUGUUGGGACGAAGCGAGGGCAUUUUCAGUCUUUAAUAGAGCUCGAGGUCCCGUCCCUGAGGCUGGAAGUCGGACCAUCACCAUCACCAGCACCAGCACCAUCAACAUCAACGUCAUUGACAACACCACCCGAACAGACAACCCCAACUGACACUUGCCACUUUCGUCUGUGCUAGCAUUAUCUCAACAGCAGACCACCACACCACCAACAAUGUCUGGACUAACUAUCAACUCGUCGACAUCAUUCGACCCAUAUGCCACCACCUCCUUUGAUGCUGCCCAGCUUCAAUCAUACUCUGACUUCUCACCCAUCUUUGACAACUUUGAGGACUUUGGCACCGACUUCAACUCGGACUCGGCAGCCUCCCCCAUCUCCCCCAUCUCUCCUGUUCUCUCCUCAAGCUCUUUCAGCUACCCCACUGCCGACCAGUGGGUUGACUGGGACAGGAUCGAGCACUCCCCAGAGCCCGAAGCUCUGUUCAAGACCAACCCCUUUGACGGGUCCAUCUUGACUAGCAACGCCACCAGCAACAACGACUACCUCCGCAACCCGUCACUAAGCCCCGCGGUCAACCCCAUGGCCACCGUCAUUGGCACCGAAGGCAUCGACAGCCAAGCGCCCCUCUUCCAAACGGCGCCCAUCAUGGUUGCCCCUCUCCCCUCCCAACAACGCCAGAUGGCUGCUUCCAUGGACGAUGCCUCCAAGAGGUACCCAUCCCGCAACCUUAAGCGCAAGACCUCAAUCCCGUCCGAGGACGACGAGCCCCUCCCCGCGUCCAAGCGGUCCUCCCCCCCACCAGCAGCCGCCCCUCGCCGGUCCUCCAAGGACAACUCCGCCGCCGGACCCAAGAAGACGGCCCACAACAUGAUCGAGAAGCGGUACCGCACCAACCUUAACGACAAGAUUUCGCAGCUCCGCGACGCCGUCCCAGCACUCCGCAUCGUGGCGCAGAGAAUGGAGAACCCCGGCGCCUACGAGGAGAAUGGCGCCGACGACAUGAUGGCGGACGAGAUCCUCGGCGGUCUCUCCCCAGCGGCCAAGCUCAACAAGGCCACCAUCUUGGCCAAAGCCACCGAGUACAUCAUGCAACUGGAGCGGAGAAACCUCGGACUGGAGACGGAGAACAAUGCGCUGAGGGGGAGAAUGGAGGGGUUGGAGAUGCUUUUGAUGAGCAGAGGCGGCCCUCAGCCACAGCAGCUUCCUGUUUGGAACUAGAGCUGUCUGAGAGAAGAGGGGGGGUUGGUUGGUUGGACUGUGAAGAAGGAGUGGUGGCUCAUCAUUGGCUUGUUUGUGGCUGGCUUUCUUGCAUUGCAUUCUCCGGCGUUAUGAGGAUAUUUCUUGGGACAUGAUACCACAUCAUUGUUUUGGGUCUUUGGGAUUUAAGCGGGGAGUUCUGGAGUUUUUUUUCUUGGUUUGGCAACUUCCAGCGAUUUGACUUCCCUGCGCCCAACAUUAUACCCAUUUACUUGUUGUUUGUAUCAUUUUUUGAACAGGUGGGAUCAUCAAAAAAAGGUGUGGAUCUUGGAUACUUUUUUUUUUUCUUUUGUGGUAUAUAUAUUACUUCUUAUUUAUCAGCUCAACGAAGGGCUUGGAUUCAUAGUUUUUGGAAACGGAAGCAGAUCUCAAAAAGAGACUGCGGAUGAUGAAUAAAUUCAAAAUAUUCUCACCUCUCUUA